Messenger RNA from Manihot esculenta (cassava), 2559 nucleotides. RefSeq lists its product as uncharacterized. Lineage: Eukaryota; Viridiplantae; Streptophyta; Magnoliopsida; Malpighiales; Euphorbiaceae. The transcript has 6 exons. The record is from RefSeq and is a predicted model, not a curated record. Bases 56 to 2350 code for a protein of 764 amino acids.
CAUUACUCAUCAUUCACAACAGUCAUCUCUACAAUUCCAGUUCCUUGGCAGAAAGAUGGCUACAAGUUUUGACAAAUUUGAAGCAGAAAUUCACUCAAAUUAUGACAGGAGAAGUGAAUUGAAGUCGUUUGAUGAUUCAAAAACUGGUGUAAAAGGUCUGAUAGAUGCUGGAGUGGCAAAGAUCCCUAAGAUAUUCAUCCAUGAUCAGUGCAAGAUCAGUGAGAAGCCAUCUGCGGGUAACAACAAGCACAGCAUACCAGUUAUAGACUUGGAAGGUGUCCAUACAGAUGCAAAUCUUCGCAGGCAGAUAAUUGAUCAACUUGGAGAAGCCUGCCAGGAAUGGGGUUUCUUUCAAUUGAUCAAUCAUGGAAUUCCAGGCGAUGUUUUGGAUGGAAUGGUUGAUGGGAUCCGUCAGUUUCACGAGCAAGACACUGAGGUUAAAAAACAGUUCUUUUCACGAGAUACAAAGAAAAAGGUCAGCUUUAAUUCCAACUUUGAUCUCUACCAAACUAAGGCAGCUAGUUGGAGAGAUUCCUUGUAUUGUGCGAUGGCUCCUAAUCCACCAAAUCCUGAAGAAUUGCCUGAAGUGUGCAGAGAUAUUACUAUCGACUACUUGAACAAAGCAAGGAAUUUGGGGCUGACAUUGUUGGAAUUACUGUCGGAAGGUCUUGGACUUGAUUCCAACCAGCUGAAAGAUUUGGGAUGUGCAGAAGGAAUUUUUUUCACUGGUCAUUAUUACCCUGCAUGCCCUGAACCAGACUUGACUUUGGGCAUUAACAAGCAUAGCGAUAGUGGGUUCAUUACAAUUCUCUUGCAAGACCAAAUUGGUGGCCUUCAAGUCCUGCAUGAAGAUCAAUGGGUUGAUGUUACCCCUGUUCCUGGAGCUCUAGUCGUAAAUUUGGGAGAUCUAUUACAGAUGAUGAGCAAUGAUAAGUUCAAAAGCGUGUAUCACAGAGUAAUAGCAAAAACUGUUGGACCUAGAAUCUCAGUGGCUUGUUUCUUCGGAACCCAUUUCGAGGAAGGGACAGCGUCAUCCGCCAGACUCUAUGGACCUAUCAAGCAGUUGCUGUCGGAAGAUAAUCCUCCAAUAUACAGAGAAACUACUGUAAGAGAUUAUGUUGCUCAAGCCUACACAAAAGGGCUUGAUGGGAUCACUGGCACUGGACUCGAUUAUUUCAAAUUAUACAUAAAACUUACUAUUACAACAGCAGUUGGUAGCUGGGGGCAAGAGAUCAUGGAUACCCCUUCAGGCAAUUUUCAAAAGCUGGAAUGUGACUACGACAGGCAAGCUCAACUAAAGGCCUUCGACGAAACAAGGGCCGGCGUUAAGGGCCUUAUAGAUGCUGGAAUUACAAAGAUUCCCCGGAUUUUUAUCCAUGAUCAAUCUAAGAUCAACGACAACCCUUGUGCAGGUCCCCAUAAAUACAGCAUACCUAUCAUUGAUUUCGAAGGCAUCGGUAGAGAUCCAAGCCUUCGCAGAAAUGUAAUUGACGAGGUUAGAGAUGCCAGCGAGAAAUGGGGUUUUUUCCAGGUAAUAAAUCAUGGAAUUCCAGUAUCCCUUUUGGAUGAUAUGAUUGAUGGGAUGCGAAGAUUUCAUGAGCAAGACAAUGAGGUGAAGAAACACUUCUUCACACGGGAUGAGACAAGGAAUGUGAUUUAUAAUACCAACUUUGAUUUCUACCAAGCCGAGGCAGCUACUUGGAGGGAUUCACUGUACUGUCUUAUGGUUCCUCAUGCUCCCAAUCCUGAAGAGUUGCCUCCGGUUUGCAGAGAUGUAAUGGUUAAGUACUCAAACAAAGCGAUGCAAUUAGGAUUAACCAUAUUGGAAUUGCUAUCUGAAGCUGUUGGACUUAAUCCCAACCACUUGAAAAAUAUGGGGUGCGCAGAGGGACUUUAUUUUACUGGCAAUUACUACCCAGCAUGCCCUGAACCAUCCUUGACAUUGGGCGUCCGCAAGCACACAGAUCUUGCCUUCCUUUCAAUUCUCUUACAAGAUCAAUUGGGCGGCCUUCAAGUCCUCCAUAAAGAUGAAUGGGUUGAUGUUACUCCAAUUUCAGGUGCUCUAGUAAUUAACUUGGGAGACAUGUCACAGCUAAUCACCAAUGGCAUGUUCAAAAGCGUGUAUCAUAGAGUACUGGCAAAAAAAGCCGGCCCAAGAAUCUCAGUAGGUUGUUUUUUCAGAACGCACAUUGAGAAAGGAGCUUCGUCCACGGUGUUUGGACCCAUUAAGGAGUUGCUGUCAGAAGAAAAUCCCCCAAUAUAUCGAGAAACCACUAUAAAAGAUUUUCUCACAAAAAUCUAUUCAAAAGGGUUUGAUUGGAACUCUAGACUGGACCAUUUAAAGCUUUGAACUGUUGGCUGGAGACAUUUAAGUAAGUCGGUACUCAUCAUGGUUCAUGGUUAAUGCUUUUCUCCCUAUGCUAACACUUCCAUACUCAGCAGCCUGGACAGUGGAUGCGUCUUGUCUCUCCCCAUUAUUUCUCUCUUUAUUUUUUUUUCUCCCAACAGAUGCUAUUGACAUCUGAAAUUUAGAUCUAUAUAUGAUACAUUGCACUUAUC